AUGUCCAAUUCCACCCAAGCCCAGACCAAGGCCGAUGCCUCCGAGCAGCCCCAACAACAGCAGAAGCCCCAAGUGCUCGAGGAAGACGAUGAGUUCGAGGACUUCCCCGUCGAGGGUAAGCUCUCCCUCUACGCGCGGGCUUCUACCACCGCGUCAAGCCGUGGACAUGUGCUGACCGUUUCUCUGCCAGAUUGGCCCCAGGAAGAAGCCGAGCAGAAUGGAUCAGCAGCCAACGGAGGCAACGAGCAUCUCUGGGAGGAGAGCUGGGAUGACGACGAUGCUGCGGAGGACUUCUCCAAGCAGUUGAGGGAGGAGCUCAAGAAGGUCGAAGCAUCGCACUAG
Penicillium brasilianum is the source of this 342-nucleotide messenger RNA. Lineage: Eukaryota; Fungi; Ascomycota; Eurotiomycetes; Eurotiales; Aspergillaceae. The record is from the annotation of a GenBank genome assembly.